Gamsiella multidivaricata is the source of this 2953-nucleotide messenger RNA. RefSeq names its product Rad17 cell cycle checkpoint protein-domain-containing protein. The record is from RefSeq and is a predicted model, not a curated record. The coding region runs from base 220 to 2832 and encodes 870 amino acids. The transcript is spliced from 10 exons. Gene Ontology annotation, biological process: mitotic DNA replication checkpoint signaling; DNA repair; DNA damage checkpoint signaling. Gene Ontology annotation, molecular function: ATP hydrolysis activity; chromatin binding. Lineage: Eukaryota; Fungi; Mortierellomycota; Mortierellomycetes; Mortierellales; Mortierellaceae.
CCCUUUGCAAGGGAUCGCCCAAAGUGGCUUUUGGGCAACUGUGGAAAGGGUCCCAGCGCGCGAGGGGAAGGGGGGCGAUGCACGCAACCACUUGUCUUUGUGCGGUCGCCAUACAUGUAUAGUAGCUUUUGAGCCCUCAGCCCAUUCAGAUCGGGGAUCACUCACACUACACCAAGUCCUAUACACCGAACGAACCACAGCUGCUGCAUCAACAUACUCAUGCCGCCAAAGCGAACGAGAAACAAGUCGCCAUCGUCACCAACGCGAAAGGUUCCGACUAGAAAUGCCAAAACGCGUUCGGCUGCCAGUACGGCAUCAAUGUACAAGAACGCGGAGGCGUAUCUUGAAUCGGCGUCGGAUGAAUACUCGGAUCAAAUCAGCGAUCCCGAAGACGCGGUGUCGGAGAGCGACACGAUAGGAGUCAGCGACACAAACAAUGAGGAUGAAUACGAUGAUGAGGAUGAGGAUAUAUUCGACAAACCGGCCAAGACACGGUCGAGGAGAACCCAGAGAGCCACAGAACCUUCCAGCACUUCCAGUAAAGCCGGAGGCGCAUCAAACAGGAAAGCACCCGCGACUGAAAAGGGCAAAGGGCGUGUACAAAGGACUUCGCCAACAACAACAUCAACAGGAGCGACGCGCAAAGCGGCGCCACCGUCAAAGCCAACUCCUCCACCAAAAGUAGCCCCGCCAGCAACCACGGCCGCAAAGAGAAAAGCCAGUCAGGUCAGGUUUGUGCCGCUGGUUUCGAGUCCCGCUUCCUCUUCAUCCUCGAGGACGACCGCUGCCACAUCAACAGCAUCGUCUCCGUCCAUACAUACCAAAGCAAACCCAGAGACCUCAGAUCAAAACCAACGGAGCGACCAAUGGACAGAAAAGUACGCGCCGUCGGACAUAGAGGAGGUUGCGGUACAUCAUGGAAAAAUCGCAAGUGUCAGAGAGUGGUUAGAGACGUAUACUGAUCCAAGCAACAGACAGCAAGAUGUGUCUGGAGGGGCGAUUUUAGUGUUGAGCGGACCUGCAGGAUCAGGAAAGACAACCGUGCUCAAGAUGCUGGCGCAAGAAAUAGACCUUACUAUUGUCGAGUGGGCAAAUUCCGUCAACGAAAACAAUGUUGUUCAGCGACCAGUAAUGCCUGGCGAGGAUAGCUGGAGAGCCACGUCGAUUGACGAAGAAUAUAUACCAGUCAUGAGGACGUUCCAAGAAUUUUUCUCAAGGGCGCAGCGUUUCAAUCCCAUAUUGACCUCUAGGGACCUGUCUCAGUCCAGCCAGAGUACAGGAGCUCAGGCAGGCUUCUCGGCGUCGAUGUCUGCCUCAGGAAGGAAGAACGUCAUUUUGAUAGAGGAUCUUCCGCCGAUCACAGCAGUAUCUUCACGGAAAAUAUUUCAGGAGACGAUUGCAAAGUUCGCCAACUCUAGAAUCAGCUCUUCAUCAGUUCUGGUCCUUAUUGUCAGUGAUGUUUUUACAAAGCAGAGCACUGAGCUGUUGUUUUCAAACACCAACGAGAACAGGGACCCAGCCAUGACGAUCAGGGUACUUCUUCCGUCCACAGUUCUGGAUAAGAUUGAUUCUGGAGGCAGAGGAUGUGCCAGAGUUAAACAGAUCAAAUUCAAUCCAAUAGCACCAACAAUCAUGACGAAGGCGAUUCGGAAAUUGAUCAACAAAGAGUUCAAGGCUUCGCAUGCACAUGCACCGGACACGGCGGAAAUAGAGCAAGCGAUCAAGAUGCACGAUGGCGAUAUUAGGGCGGUCAUCAACUCGCUACAGUUCCUGUGCUAUAUACCAGCAAAGAAACGAAAGCGCUAUAGAGAGGCAGCAAUAUUACAGGAGGAAAACCAGAAGAACGUCCACGAUUCGGAAAAUAAAAUCACGCAAGGGCAGGAUUCAUCACUUGGAGUCUUCCACGCCGUUGCCAAAGUGCUAUACAACAGGCGCGACUGGAAAGCGCCGCAUGUCGAAUUCGAUAGCGACAUCGUAAAGGUUCCGCCGCAAGCCUGGACUAUGCGACGUCCGCCCUUGCCCUUCAAUCCAGACAAGGACUUGAUUGAGAAGCUUCCGAUUGAGCCUGACUUGUACACGCUCAUGCUGUACCAGAACUAUACUCGGCAUAUGCACACGAUCGAGGAGUGUCACACAGCAAUGGAGUAUUUAUGCAUCGCCGACCGUUUCUCUCACUCGUCCGGAAGCAGCGCCAACUACACGCAGAUGAUUCAGAUGCAGCCAUACAUGACAUCGCUGGCGGUUCGCGGGCUGUUGUUUGCCCCAACCUCGGCAAGUCCGACAUCCAAUGUUGGAGGAGCAAAGAAGCACUGGUGGCCGGAGCUCUUUGCCGUAAACAGGAUCAUGCAUGCCAAUGACGAGAUGUUUUUGGAAGUUGCAGUUGACCUUUUGGGAGAAGAGGCCAAAGGACUCUCUGCAGGACAUGUCACAGGACCUGGCUUAUUCCCGAAACGUGUAGUGCGUGAGGAGCUGGUGCCCAUGCUUCACAAGUGUAUGAGGAUGAAUCCUUAUAUGCCAAUCUUCAGCAAGUCACUUCGACCUAGCUCCAAGGCCUUUGUUCGGGAUGGGGCGGGCAACUACGGCAGGAAAACUGGAGUAAUCAAGAAGGAGUUUGGAGAGGGCGAUGAGGGGUUCCUGGAGGAUGUGACGGACACUUCCCCCAGUGCUGAGGCUGGCGUUGUGGAUGAGAUUGUCGAUGAGUCUAUGGAGAAAAUCGGCACGGGGUCCGGAUGGGACAGUAGAGUGAAGCAGGAUCAGCAGAAGAAGCAACGGGAUCAGCUCACAUAUGAGGUUGAACAUGACGAGGAUCCCAUUGAAGACUUUUCAGAAUGAUUGACAUAGCUCACUCUACGGCUCUCUCUCUCCCUCUCUCUCUCGCAUACUCCUCGCUAUACUACUUCACUGUAUACUACUCAGAUGCAGCCCUCCCACGCUGCCAACAAAUUUUGGAUGU